CAGAUUCAUGUCCAAUGACCUGUUGUUGUUAGAUCUUGCUCCAGUAUCGACUCACACUCCUCGUGCUUCUCCACUAUCAAGCUAAACCACAGACUUCCCUUGGCUUGCUUAGCCGGUUUCUGCUUUAGCCAAGGCCUAAACAACUCAACACGCUGUAGGAGACUCCGCUACCCCUGUUCCUUUUUCAACUCGAGCCACACGAUUCGUUCCUUUUGCUUUACCAUGUCCACCAACCCCUCUGAAACUGCCGGUAACGACCAACGACGGAGUAUACUGCCGUGACUGCUUACCCAACAUCCCGCCAUAUCCUCCGACGUCAUGCGGAUCACAAUCCUUCUCCCGCUCUUCUAAAGUCGUGCCCCCAGCACAUAGCGUUCAAAGAUAAGCGCACCAUGCCAUCACCUCACCCUUUCGGUUCCCCCAUUCUUGGGAAGCGCUCCAGCUCCCAUCAAGCAGAAUAUAUUAGUUGAGUGGAUUCACGGCCAAUUGAGCGUCCCCUCCACCACCGAAUACAACCCUGACUGUCAGUCACCGCGUUGCGUUGAGUUGUACAAGCCCCAACCCUGCCAACCUCACCUGUCUGUGUUGGUGAACCAGACCUUGGAGUGUUCAGACGAUUUCGUCCACCAGUCAGAAGAUCGAUCAAGAGCCUACACCUAGCCACAACCAAGGUCUACUGUAGGCAAACUUCACCUUGCCAACCAUGGACGACCCCAACCCCGCCAAGACCUCCCAUGUCUCAAGUGAUGACGAGAAAACCGACAGGCUCGUGGAUGCAAAAUCGCAAGAUGUUCCUAUCGGCUCAGGCAAGGACGCCGAAAUCUUACCCGAAAUCGACCAUGUCAAAGAGAAUGCAUUGGUCAGGAAGCUUGACAUGUAUAUCAUUCCGCCGACAAUGUUGCUCUACUUGGUCUCUUUCCUCGAUCGGGUCAACAUUGGCAAUGCGAGACUUUACGGCUUGGAGGAGGACCUCGGGCUAGAGGGAUCUCAGUUCCAGCUCGCCGUGUCAAUCCUGUUCGUGACUUAUGUCUUGCUUGAAGUCCCGUGUAAUCUCUUGAUCAAGAAACUACGUCCUUCACGGUUCAUCUCCUUCAUCUGUGUCGGCUGGGGCAUCGUUGCCACGCUCACGGGUGUCGUUCAGAAUUUCGCUGGUUUGAUAGUAUGCCGUCUUUUGCUUGGUGCCCUGGAGUCUGGUCUCUUCCCUGGAAUGACCAUCUACUUGACCUUGUUCUACACCAAGAAAGAACUCGCUCUCCGCGUUGGCUUCCUGUUCGUGUCUGCGGCAAUUGCUGGCAGCAUUGGGGGGCUUUUGGCUUAUGGCAUCGGCUUCAUGGACGGCGUGGCCGGCCAAAGAGGGUGGAGGUGGAUCCUCAUCAUCGAAGGUCUACCCAGUGUCGUCCUCGGGGUCAUCGUUUACUUCUGGCUCGCUGACGGCCCCGAGACUGCUUAUUAUUUGUCGAGCGAAGAACGUGAACUGAUGGUGAUCCGAAAGCGCCGCCAGAUUGGGCACACCACCUCGGGCGACGAAAUGCACAAGGAGGAUGUCCGCAAAGCGUUCAAGGACUGGAAGGUCUGGCUGUUUGCAUUGGGUCAAUUUGGAGUGGACACUAUGCUGUAUGGAUAUUCGACCUUUCUCCCAACCAUCAUUCGAGGGCUUGGUAGGUGGACAACUGCUCAGGUGCAGGCUCUUACCGUGCCUUGUUACGCACUGGGGGCAAUUAUGUAUCUCAUCGUCGCAUACUUCUCCGACCGGUACCAGAAACGAUUUCUGGCCGUGUUGCCCUUCGCCUGCGUCAGCAUCAUUGGAUAUGGCAUCCUGAUUGCCGAUGUUUCCUCUGGGGCCCACUACUUUGGCUGUUUCAUGGUUGCUGCAGGUCUUUAUAUUACGGUGGGAAUUCCAUUGGCAUGGUUACCUUCAAAUCUCCCGCGAUACGGCAAGCGUACCACAGCCACCGGAAUGCAGUUGACAAUUGGUAACUGUGCGGGUAUCAUGGCUCCAUUUCUCUACCAAACCCACGAAGCGCCACGCUACGUUCGCGGGCAUGCAGUGUCCCUGGCAAUGGUGGCAGCUGCAGCUAUACUGUACGCCAUUGUAUAUGGUUAUUACAAGAUGGCCAACAAAAAGCGUGCAGCGGGUGAGGAGGACUCCCUGAUUGCUGGAAAGACUGAAGAGGAGAUUGCAGAGAUGGGCGAUGAGAACCCACGCUUUGUCUAUACACACUGAUGAGUGAGCACAAUCUCGACAAAUCGACACCGUUGCAGCGGCCUUGCACGACUUCUCGUCGAAGGAGGGGGGGGCUAUCAAAUCAACGGGUUCAAUGAUGGGUGAUCGGCGUGUGUGAGGACGCUAGCUAUUCGCUCGAUCUGACUUGUCCCUCCAUACUCCGUAGUUGAACGGAUUGAUUGUCUCUCCACCUCGGCGAUCGCUCAUACGUAG
This is a messenger RNA of Exophiala mesophila, 2437 nucleotides long. RefSeq lists its product as uncharacterized. Gene Ontology annotation, biological process: transmembrane transport. Gene Ontology annotation, molecular function: transmembrane transporter activity. The transcript is spliced from 9 exons. The coding region runs from base 704 to 2224 and encodes 506 amino acids. NCBI's taxonomy places the organism in Eukaryota, Fungi, Ascomycota, Eurotiomycetes, Chaetothyriales, Herpotrichiellaceae. The record is from RefSeq and is a predicted model, not a curated record. Gene Ontology annotation, cellular component: membrane.